Phialemonium atrogriseum is the source of this 1928-nucleotide messenger RNA. RefSeq names its product putative repressible alkaline phosphatase. The record is from RefSeq and is a predicted model, not a curated record. The coding region runs from base 69 to 1829 and encodes 586 amino acids. Gene Ontology annotation, biological process: dephosphorylation. The transcript is spliced from 3 exons. Gene Ontology annotation, cellular component: fungal-type vacuole membrane. NCBI's taxonomy places the organism in Eukaryota, Fungi, Ascomycota, Sordariomycetes, Cephalothecales, Cephalothecaceae. Gene Ontology annotation, molecular function: alkaline phosphatase activity.
CUGCUAGCCAGCAUCAUCGCCCAUUAAGGUUAACGCAUACUGGGCAAACCAACAACACAAUAACCACGAUGGCGUCGGCACGCACCCCUCUCCUAGCCGACUCCCGUCGGCUCUCCCGCGACACAGACGAGCUAGACGAGCAAGACGAAGCAGAUCUACAAAGCGGCCCGCACUUGACCCUGCGUCGGCUCCGCGGCGCGGUAUGGACGGCCCGCCUGCGCGAGACCAUUAUCUUUAUAUGGGCCCUGCUAGCGACAGCGGCAGUCAUCGUCCUGGCGGUGUGGACGCAGCACCAGAACCAGGGGUCGACGCCGUCGUCCAAGCCCGCCGGGAAGCGCAACCUCGUCUUCAUGGUCUCGGACGGCAUGGGCCCGGCCCCUCUGUCCAUGACCCGCUCCUUCAGGCAGCUGGUCGACGGCCUGCCGCACGACGACGUCCUGGCCCUGGACAGGCACUUUUGGGGCACGAGCAGGACCCGAUCAAGCAUGAGUCUCAUCACCGACUCCGCAGCCGGUGCCACCGCCUUCUCCUGCGGCGAGAAGAGCUACAACGGCGCCAUCUCGAUGCUGCCCGACUACACGCCCUGCGGGACCGUUCUCGAAGCGGCCAAGCGAGCGGGCUACACUACCGGGUUGGUGGUCACAACGGACGUGACGGACGCGACACCGGCCUGCUUUGCCAGCCACGUGUACUUCCGCGCUCAGAAUGACGAGGUCGCCCUCCAGGAGAUUGGAGAGGGAGCCCUUGGGCGCGUGGUCGAUCUGAUCUUUGGGGGCGGGAGGUGCCGCUUCCUCCCGAACUCAGCCGAGGGCAGUUGCAGGCAGGACGACAUCAACGUGGCCGAGAUUGCACAGAAGAAGCACGGCUGGACGUACGUGGAUAACCGGGCCGGCUUUGACGACCUCUGGGAGGGCAAGAAUGUCUCGUUGCCCGCUCUUGGCCUGUUUGCCCGCGGCGAUAUCCCCUUCGAGAUCGACCGCCGCAACAUGGCACACAUAUAUCCCAGCCUGAGCGAGAUGGCGGCGACGGCCCUGAAGGCACUCGAGGAGGCGACCAAGGACAGCGACAAGGGCUUUUUCCUGAUGAUCGAGGGAAGCAGGAUCGACCAUGCUGGACACAUCAACGACCCCGCGGCUCAGGUGCGAGAGGUGCUAGAGUAUGACAAGACCUUCCAGGCCGUCGUCGACUUCCUUGACCGGAGCGACACGCCGGGCAGCUUGGUGGCUACCAGCGACCACGAGACAGGAGGCCUUUCCGUGGCUUAUCAACGGCCCGGAGAGCUUCCAGUGUACGGCUGGCACCCUUCGGUUCUCGCCAAGGCCAACGCGUCGUCGGAAUACCUAAAUUACCUCCUAAACGACCACAUCGAGUCCGUUACAGAGACUUCGGGCUCGUUGAAAGACUGGAUCAACAAGAACCUUGUAAUCAAGAGUCUCGGCAUCGAAAAUGCCCUGGACUCGGAACUCGAAGCCCUGGUUUCCCACCCAGAGGCUGCGACGACGCUUUUUGCCGCCAUGGUCAGCCGGCGAGCCAGGGUCGGCUGGAGCACGCAUGGCCAUUCUGCGGUCGACGUCAACAUCUACAGCUCGGGCGGACCGGGAACGGACAAGAUCCGCGGAAACGUGGAGAACACGGAGGUCGGGAAGUUCCUGCGAGACUACCUGGAUGUCGACGUGGAUGCAAUUACGGAGGAACUGAAGGAGAAGUUCGACCUCGAACCGCCUGGGGCAGCCGAGGUUGAGCAGCUUUCGGCGCAGUUGACUGUCCACCCGGAGAGCUGGAUGGCACAGCAGCCUUCGGAUUCGUUCUCUCUAGCUGAUGCAUUCUAAGUGAUAAACGGGUUGGGCAUCUUUUCAUUUGGCAUAUAUCUCCAGGAUCAUUGGAUAGCGAAUAAUCAUCCUCUCGUAACAGUCAUUCAACUUUGAAAG